Messenger RNA from Cherax quadricarinatus, 647 nucleotides. RefSeq lists its product as uncharacterized. The record is from RefSeq and is a predicted model, not a curated record. NCBI's taxonomy places the organism in Eukaryota, Metazoa, Arthropoda, Malacostraca, Decapoda, Parastacidae.
CGUGAUACUAUGGCUGGAAUAAUUCACAACAAAUCCACAAAUUUGAAAUGGAAACUAGACAAUGUUUUUGUUCGUCCCGGACUUUUAGCAAUCGCAACUUGAUAAUAACCCAAGACAAACUGAAACGUCCAGUAGUUAACAUUUUCAUCUUGUGGGUUAGUUGUGGAAAGGGCUGAUUAAUCUCUGUGGUGUUGCAGCCCGUGGUUGCCCAUCAUGGCGUGGAGGACUGGCUGGGGAGGGUGGAGAGCGGGAUGAGGGCCACCCUCAAGCGGCUCAUUCUCAAGCACGUCAAGGACCAGCAGCUCCUGCAACGCUCUCAGGUACCACUGCAGGUCUUAGAUGUGUGUCGUCGUAUCCAGUGGGAUCGUCAGAUAACGGUGGCAUUCGAGGCGACUACUUCGUCAGGGACCAAACCUGACCUUCAGACGGUUGCGAGGAGCGUCGGGCAGGACCUGAAGACGCUGACGGGGUGGACGAGGAGGGUUCAGGAGGGCACCACGCCACUACGGGCAGCCCAGCUAGCAUACCUCACCGCUACCUUACUCGAGCUCAGAGACACUACGGCAGAGCUCCUGAAGGACAACCCCACCUCCAGGUCUGUACUAUCUUUCGUUAUUCGUAUGUUUAGUAAAGAAAAAUGCAACUGA